UCUAGUUUGCGUCAGUCGCUAGUGCAGAAGCCUUCGUUGUGCUGUUUGGUGUGGGAGGUGUUUGCAUUGGGUUCUUCGGGCAUUUUCUGGCCAGCAAUGUUUCUCCCUCAGAUAGAGGACAAUAUGCAUUUUAAACCGAGUCGAGACAGAUUCUACACUACCAGAUGUUGUGGAUGUUGCCAUGUUAGAACUGGGACCAUCAUUCUCGGAACAUGGUACAUGGUGGUGAACCUGUUGAUGGGGAUCCUCCUGACGGUGGCUGUAACUCACCCAGAUAACGUGCCCACGGUGGAUCUGCAGUAUGAGGUCAUCGAGCACUACUUCGCCUCCGACCGCAUGGCAGAAAACGCCUGCGUGGGAUUCGCCAUCUCCUUGCUGAUGUUCACCAUCAGCGCCAUGAUGGUGUACGGAGCCAUUACACACCGCGACGGCUGGCUCAUCCCCUUCUUCUGCUACCAGCUCUUCGACUUCGCCCUCAGCUGCCUGGUGGCCAUCAGCUCCCUCACCUACCUGCCCAGGAUCAAGGACUACCUGGACCAGCUGCCCGAUUUUCCCUACAAGGACAACCUCCUCUCCCUGGACUCCAGCUGCCUGCUGCUCAUCGUCCUCAUCUUCUUCGCUUUCCUCAUCUUCCUCAAGGCCUACCUGAUCAGCUGCGUGUGGAACUGCUACAAGUACAUCAACAACAGGAACAUGCCUGAGAUCGCCGUCUACCCGUCCUUCGACACCCCCCCUCAGUACGUCCUGCCCACCUACGAGAUGGCCGUGAAGAUGCCGGAGAAGGAGCCGCCGCCCCCCUACAUGCCGGCGUAGAAGCCGACGCCCCCACGCGGCCUGUACAUAGCCACGCCCCCCUGCCCGCCAUUUUAACUUCGCUGCACCUUUCCGGGGGACCAGGACUUCCUGGGGCCUCCAGUAAUCUUUUUUCGAAACCUCACAUCCUGUAGAACUGAGGGAGGGAGGGAGAGAGUGAGCGACGGAGGGAGGGAGAGAGGGAGGGAGUGAGGGAUGAAGGGAGGGAGGGAUGGAGGGGGGUGUUGGAUUAGGUGACCACGAUUUUCAGACUUUUUUCUCCUCCCUUUCUUCUUUUCAUCUCCAUUUUUGAUGUCUUAGUAAAAAAAAAAAAAAAAAACGAUAAUGUAACAUCAACAUUGCCUGAAUGCUGAUUAUGAAUCUAUUUUUAGAGAUCCAUCCAUCUUGUCAAGAUGAAUAUUUAUAGGUAUUUAAAAGGAAUCUCAUAGACAAUCUCUUUUUUGAAGCUUCGAUAUGAUGGCCAUUUUCUCUUCCCUGCCACCCCCCCCCCUUCAUUUUGGCUUUUUAUGGUUUUAAAUGAGGCUGCUUUCUUUAUUUUUACUGACGUGUGGUACCCUUAUAAAAGGAUUUCUCCUUUGCACUUCAUCAUAUGUUUCAUCAUAUGUGUUGAGCCUCUGUGUCUGUCCGUCCGUCCGUCUGUAUGUACACGUGCCAUGCUCGCCCCUUUUGCCCCCCGCCUUCCUGGGGUUUGCCCCCCCCCCCCCAAGCGAGCUGAAACAACACUGCUCCUCCAUGCACCCAGGGGGCGCUGUGGGGUAUGCCAGGGCUGUAAAGAAUCAGUGGAUGCAUGCUUCUUUCUUUGAUUGUGUUCUGUUCCUUGUGGAAAACAAAAUGGCUUCAAUAAAUGUUUAGAAAAAUUUGUAAUCAA
This is a messenger RNA of Anguilla rostrata (American eel), 1681 nucleotides long. It is a transcript of the gene laptm4a, whose product is annotated as lysosomal protein transmembrane 4 alpha. The coding region runs from base 97 to 813 and encodes 238 amino acids. Gene Ontology annotation, cellular component: lysosomal membrane. The transcript is spliced from 7 exons. The record is from RefSeq and is a predicted model, not a curated record. NCBI's taxonomy places the organism in Eukaryota, Metazoa, Chordata, Actinopteri, Anguilliformes, Anguillidae.